Molecule: messenger RNA, 1050 nt
Organism: Musca domestica (house fly)
Lineage: Eukaryota; Metazoa; Arthropoda; Insecta; Diptera; Muscidae
Product: dendritic arbor reduction protein 1
Exons: 1
Coding region: 1-984 (327 amino acids)
Source: RefSeq, a predicted model, not a curated record
AUGGCAACGGCAUUUGGAGCUCAACACUCAACAGCAUCAGCCACAGCCGCCACGCUGCCCAUGGUUUCAAGAAGUGUCUCAUCGUCGUCGUCGUCGAUAGCUGUUGAGAGUACGGCCUGUGGCUUAUCGCUAACCCCUCAGAACAACCAACAACCUCCUGCCCCCACGUUGUCCUCCUCCAAUAAUUCGUCAUCGUCCUCGACGUCCAAUUCUGCCUCCUCCGCCAACCACCACCUCAAUCAGCGUUUAUUGCUCAGCAAUCAGCAGCAAGAUGAACAGCAGCAACAACAAAUGCAUUUAGCGGAUGAUCAUCAGCAGCAACAGCAGCUGGAGGAUAAUCCCUCACCAUCAUCGCUUAUGGGGCAACAUCAUCAGCAGCACCAUCACCACCAGUUGCAGCAAUCGGCCGAAUUGUUGUCCUCCCAUUUGCAGCUGAACUCUUCCAGUUCUUCGGUGGAGGGCAAUGGUAAUGGUGAGAGUGGUCGGGGAUCUUUUGCCUAUGGCCAGGGUCGUUUAAGUCCCAUUGCCUCGGUGGGCUCGUCGGGCGGAGGUAGCCGUUCAUCGGCCCAUUCCCUGCCCUCACAUUCACCGGCGGCCCUGCAUCACCACAACUUGACUGGCUAUCAAGUGCAAGCGUCGGCCGACAAUGGUUGCGGUAGCGGAGCUACCGUGGUGACCUCAGCCUCCAUAAUGGGUCGGCUAACAGCCGGCGGGGGCAGUGGCAGUGUGGUUGUGGACAACAAUGGUUUCAGCAUGUCAGAUGCCGGCGCUGGUGGAUCCCUGUCCCUGCUGCAGAAUCCCCAUCACCAUCAUCAUGCGAGCAGUCAUCAUCAUUUGGCCCAUUUGCCAUAUGCAUCGCUAGCAACGGCCGCUCAUCAUCAUCAUCCGCAUCACCACCACUCCCAUCCUCAUCAUCACCAUCAUCCACAUCACCACCAUCAUCCGCACGAUGCAACAGGACUGUUGGAUAUAUCGCCAUUGUAAAUUAUUCCAAACGUAAAAUCAUCAGCAAAAAAACCUCCUCCCACAGCAACAACAAAAAAAAAACAA